ACUUAUACCAGGUCUCAGUCGACGAUCAGAUCUCGCAGCCUCUUGCGGAACUUUUAAGUCCCAACGUAUUUAAUAAUUGCGGAGCAAUGUCCAUGACAGCGUUGGGGGUCAGCGCCCUGUUCAUGGUGGGAUGCUGUACCAUCGCCCAGAUCGCCCGCGUCAUCUGCCGACGCCUGGUGGCUCGCGAGGGAAUCGUCCCUAUCCUCAUUAACGAGGCGAUCGCUGCCGCAGAGCUGUGCGCUUGCUGCUUUGAGCUCAUUAUUGUGGCCGACAACUUCGGAGUGUCAAUGUACGCCGUCUGCCUCUUCCUGCUGACCGUGUGGUGGGGCCGCGUGUGGGGUGACGCCUCCGCCUGCCCUUACACCCACAUGGAGGACGUCCUGGAGGGGCGAACCAGCUUCAAGGAGAUGGCACUCCGCAGCUGGGCUGAGCUGAUGGGCGGCUGCUGCGUCUACCGGAUUGUCCAGCUCUUUUGGUGGCUGGAGUUGGCCGAGACUCAUCGAGGACGUGCCUUCGAGUCUUGCAAUGCCGACCUGCAGGUCAGCCCGUAUCUGGGCGCAGUUAUCGAGGGCGUGGCUACCUUACUAUGCCGCCUGGCGUCCAAGGCUAUCAGUGCCAAGGAGCCACGUUUUGGCAGCUACAUCGAUUCCUUCAUUGGAACCAGCCUGGUGGUGGCGGCCUUUAACUUCUCCGGCGGCUACUUCAAUCCGGUGUUGGCCACAGCCCUCAAGUGGGGUUGUCGCGGCCACACCCACCUUGAGCACAUCAUCGUCUACUGGAUCGGCGCCUGCGCCGGCGCUGUGCUCUCCAUUCCGGUCUUCAAGCUUCCCGUAGUGCGUCGCAUCCUUCUUGGCGCGGAGGCGGAAUCCAAGGCAAAGCUGGAAUAGAAGUGAACAGAAAAUUGGCAUUAACUUGCUCACAUGAAAAGUGCCUGUUUUUAGAAAUGUUUUUAAUUUCCCACGAUUCGCCCUACUCCACUUAAGCUGCGCGCAUAUCUUGCCUCGUACUGUAAUAAGAACCAAUUUGAUUGGAAACUAAAAAAAAACAGUACUGAAAACGAAAGCAAGACAAUUUGUAGGCUAUAAUAUAACCAUUUACAGAUAAAACAGA
This is a messenger RNA of Drosophila serrata, 1110 nucleotides long. RefSeq names its product aquaporin (gene AQP). Gene Ontology annotation, molecular function: channel activity. NCBI's taxonomy places the organism in Eukaryota, Metazoa, Arthropoda, Insecta, Diptera, Drosophilidae. Gene Ontology annotation, cellular component: cytoplasm. The record is from RefSeq and is a predicted model, not a curated record.